CGUGCAGAGCCUUGGAAAUCCGGCUUUUAUUCGAAAACUAUUCCACGUAUUGUUUUGCGGUUUGGCUACGAAAAGCAUUUAAGGAACAGCUUACAGGCCUAUAAUAGUGAGACGUUCUAUUUUCCCUUACUAAUAGGUAAGUUUUGACUGUGAAAAUGGCUAAAACGGCACUUUUUGCGGCGAGAUUUAGGUAAGAAGAUUCAUUUUCCCGGGCUUCGGAAAAUUAUAGACCCGUAGAAUGCACCUUUGUCUUGCGUCGCGUGAUAAAAAAAUAUAGUUUCGUAGAUGAAAAUCGAUGGUUCUACGAUGCAGUUCUAAAGCACUGCAUGCCAGUAAGACACUCCAGUGAAGUGGCGCCACCACGCGCUCCGCUCGGCCGCUAUCAGUCCGGGAGGGGAAGUAGCCUUGAGCGGCGGGAAGGUGGGUAUGCGGGGGGAAAAGAUCCGGCUGGUAGGGGGAGUGCCCAGCUGCUGCGUGUCGCUAACCUGAGUCUAGGGCAGUAGCUGUCUUUGACAGACGCACAGUGCGAGGUGCGAGAUAAUAGUUCGUACAUCCAUCAUCCUGCGUGCGUGCUCUGAUACUUGUGAAUGUGUGUGGGUGAAUUGACUCGCGUCAAGUGCCAGUAGAACGUUUAGCCUUUAUACCCAUUUAGAAAGGUUUGAUUUACAAAGGUAUGGAAUCUGCGAGAAAGCAAGUUUUGAAUGAAGACAAAAGAAGAGGUAAAAAACGUCACUUGCGUCUGAAUGCAGUUCGAAAGAAAAGGAAAUGGAACAAAGGGAAAGUUUUACGUUUAGUUGACGGCAGGCUGCGUUACGUGAAAAACCAUGAAACAAGGUUUUCCAACUAUACUUCACAUGAGUCUUUCAGUACAUCCAAACACGCGGGGAAUAUAGAAAAUGCUGUUGAAAGGAAAACCCAGACAGACAGUGAGACUUGCUACAUAACGUUGUCUCCAGCAAGGUGUUCCACCUCUCCCGGCGAUACUGCUUCACAUGAUCAAGUAGACAUCGAUGGAGCAGGUUGUUCGUUUUGGACAAACGAAAUAUUGGCGACACCGCAGAAAGUCACAACUACUGAUUAUCCUACAGAAGAAUAUGAUGUUACUGGAAUAUUUUCAGACACGGAACAAGAGUCAAAAUCGGUCACAAGUGACUACGCUCAGCUUCUUGAAGGCGUGGAGAAACUUUCGUCACCAGCAUCUUCACCCGAACAAACCUCUCCUAAAAAAACUUUCAGCUCUGAAUCAUCAACCUUUCCGAUACAAGGCCGUCGACUGUUUGAUGUUGACUUUCUAUUCAAAGAAAUGUCGCGCAUCAGCCAACAUAACAAAGUGUUUCAGUGUUCGUUUGAAAAUAUGCGAUUAAUAAAAGAACAUAAAAAUGGAAUGAUAAGUAAAUUUGAUUUCAAGUGUAAUAUGUGUGGUACUGUUGAAUCUAUUUUCUCGGAGGACCCCCAAACAAAUAAAGUCAACUGUAACAUGGCAUGGGUGAACAGUAUGUUGUUAACGGGCCAAAGUUUUACACAGUUACAAGACAUAACUUCAACUUUGGAAAUGCCUUGCAUGGCCAAGGAGACUUUCAACAAAUGUCAAAAAUCCCUAUCUUCUGUUAUACACGAUGUCGCAUGUCAAAGUAUGGAAGCCGCUGGCAAAGAAGAAGCAAGAUUGGCAGUAGAAAAUGGCAGUGUGGAUGUCGACGGAGUUCCUCUCAUAGCAGUUGUCACUGAUGGAGCUUGGUGUAAACGAUCGUAUGGAAACAAAUAUGAUGCUCUUUCUGGGGUGGCUUGCAUAGUAGGAAAAGAAACAAAAAAAGUUAUCUUCGCAAGCACUAGGAAUCGAUACUGCUGCAUAUGUUCACGAGCAAACAGUAAAAAUGAGACGCCAAAGGACCACGUCUGUUUCAAAAAUUGGAACAAGUCUUCAAAUGCCAUGGAAUCUGACAUCAUAGUGGAAGGUUUCAAAUGCAGUGUUUCCAUGCAUAACCUGAAAUAUCAUCAGCUGAUUGGUGAGUCACAAGGUGAUCAGUUAAUUUCAGAUGUUAUUAAUUAUUAUGUAUUUGUGUCGAUAGUAUAUUUUCGAAAUAAUUUCAAUGCCGUGUGGUAUUUAAUGUUUUUAUUUCCGACGUCGCACGUUUCAUAUGUUUUCAUACAAUGCUGCAUAUUGUAACGAACUGAAGUGUAGCGCUUUUGUAACAGCUACUUCCUAAAUAUAAAGAAAGGUAUUAGCUCUACAAUGUUUAUAAAUGUAACCUCGCGAAGAGUAGGUACUAAAUAUUGUGAACUAUAUGAAAAUAGUUAGCCUCAGAGCAGUAACCGAGCGCUCUGAUAUGCCUACAAGAAGAACGUGCAUAUGUGGCCAUUUCGAGUUAAAAAUGAUUUGGUAGUUUUCUGUAGGUAUUUUUCAGUGAGCCAUUGUAUGUAAGUAGUUGUGUUAAUUAAAGAAAUGUUGUCUUGCACUUGUAUUUCAUACCCCAGAAAUAGCAUAGCCAUACAAUUCAGAGCCUACCACUAUGUUAAUAUAUGUACUUCUUUGAGGGCUUAACUGCAGAUUUAUGUCUUGGUAUGGUUCUUAGGAAUAUUUUUAAAGGGUAUGCAAGGUAUAAAGUUUUCCAUUUAGCCGAAAAAA
Molecule: messenger RNA, 2623 nt
Organism: Bacillus rossius redtenbacheri
Lineage: Eukaryota; Metazoa; Arthropoda; Insecta; Phasmatodea; Bacillidae
Exons: 4
Coding region: 674-2164 (496 amino acids)
Source: RefSeq, a predicted model, not a curated record